CACUGGACCAUCUCCCCUCCCCCCGGAGCCACCUCCAGCCGCCGCCUCUGCGCGCGUGUGGCCGCCCGUCUGCGUCAGCGCUGGGGAGACACGGGACUGGCCGCCCGCGCCUGGCGGGGCUAUUUAAGAGGCAGCGCCCGCUCGUUUGCCCUGAACUUGGCUCGGCGGCCGGGCUGCUCCGGUGGGAAACGCCAGGCCAGCUGCGCCCUGAUCCAGAAGCCAUGAACCCCGGAGUGGGCCUGUGCGUGCUGAUGGCGGUCCUGGCUGCUGGCGCCCUGACGCAGCCGGUGCCUCCCGGAGAACCCGCGGGUUCCGGGCUGCAGCGGGCAGAGGAGGCGCCCCGAAGGCAGCUGAGGGCCGUGCAGAGAACGGACGGCGAGUCCCGAGCGCACCUGGGCGCGCUGCUGGCAAGAUACAUCCAGCAGGCCCGGAAGGCUCCUUCUGGACGAGCGUCCGUCGUUAAGAACCUACAGAACCUGGACCCCAGCCACAGGAUAAGUGACCGGGACUACAUGGGCUGGAUGGAUUUUGGCCGGCGCAGUGCCGAGGAGUAUGAAUACCCCUCCUAGAUGACCCGGCCUCCAUCAGCCCAACGGGAAGCAAACUCCCACCCCAGAGGAGGCAGAAUAAGAAAACAACCCCACUCAUAACUCAUUGUCUGUGGAGCCUGACAUUGUAUGUAUCUAUUUAUUAAGCUCUCAGUGUGAAAAAUGUGUCUGUAAGAUUUUCCAGUGCAGCCACACACCUCAGCAGAAUUGUGCAAAUGGAAGACAAAAUGUUUUCUUCAUCUGUGACUCCUGGUCUGAAAAUGUUGUUACGCUAUUAAAGUGAUUUCAUUCUGCCCUGUC
Sapajus apella (tufted capuchin) is the source of this 848-nucleotide messenger RNA. It is a transcript of the gene CCK, whose product is annotated as cholecystokinin. Bases 222 to 569 code for a protein of 115 amino acids. Lineage: Eukaryota; Metazoa; Chordata; Mammalia; Primates; Cebidae. The transcript is spliced from 3 exons. Gene Ontology annotation, biological process: digestion. The record is from RefSeq and is a predicted model, not a curated record. Gene Ontology annotation, molecular function: neuropeptide hormone activity. Gene Ontology annotation, cellular component: extracellular region; axon.